GAAUAAAAAAAGGGAAAAAGAUUCCAUAAUUGGUGAGGUGGAAGCAUCCUCUUUUGGUUCUGGGUACCUAUCUCCACCUCUUCACUCUUCUUCUCCUUGGCUUCCAUUCCAUUCCAUUCCUCCUUUUUCUCUCUACAAAGCUUGCUUCUUUUCUUUCAAACCCCAUUACAACUCACAACUCCUUCAUCUCUCUCACUCACAUUUUCCCUCGGUCAAAGAAUGACGGAACCGGCUUCCAAACCCAACGGAAACGGCGCAAUUAACGGAACCGCCGCAGCCCCAGCGGUUAACGGCAACCAAGGCCCAGUCAAAUCCCAGCUCUACAACCCCAACCGCCAAGUCUAUCGCCCACAGUCGCACUACCACCGCCGGCACCGCUCCGGUCGCAGCAUCUGCUGCUGCUGCUGCUUCUGGACAAUCCUCAUCAUCCUCGCCGCCGCACUCCUCGCCGCAAUCGUAGGCGCCGCACUCUACGUUCUUUACCGGCCACACCAGCCGCAAUUCUCCAUCACCAACCUCCGCAUUGCGAGGAUGAACCUAACAACCUCCACUGACUCGCCGUCACACCUGACCACACUCUUCAACCUCACUCUCAUCGCAAAGAACCCUAACAACCACCUUGUGUUCUUCUACGAUCCGUUCACCGUGACGGCGCUGUCAGAUUCCGUUUUCAUUGGGAACGGGUCGCUAACAGCGUUUGAGUCCGACAAGAACAACCAGACGAGCUUGAGGGCGGUGGUGUCGGGGUCACAGGAUCUGGACACGGAGUCGCUGAGCACCAUGAGAUCGGCACUGAAGAAGAAGAAGGGGUUCCCGGUGGUGAUUCAGAUGGACACCAAGGUGAAGAUGAGAAUGGAGUGGCUCAAGAGCAAGAAGGUUGGCAUCAGAGUCACCUGCGAUGGGAUCAGGGGCACCGUCCCCGCCGGCAAGUCGCCGGCUGUUGCUUCCGUCAUCGACUCCCAGUGUAAGGUUGAUCUCAGAAUCAAGAUCUGGAAGUUCUCUUUUUAGUUUUCCUUCAAAUUUUUAUAAACUAAAAAAAACCAAGUGUUUAAUUUGAUUGGUUUCAUUAUUAUUGGUGAUUCGUUGUUAUGAGUAAUCAAUCCAAUCAUCAAUGUCCCUAUUUUUCUUUUAUAAUUUUAAAAUUAUUCUUUUUGUUGUCAUAA
Molecule: messenger RNA, 1163 nt
Organism: Arachis duranensis
Lineage: Eukaryota; Viridiplantae; Streptophyta; Magnoliopsida; Fabales; Fabaceae
Product: NDR1/HIN1-like protein 13
Exons: 1
Coding region: 220-1008 (262 amino acids)
Cellular component (GO): plasma membrane
Source: RefSeq, a predicted model, not a curated record